Molecule: messenger RNA, 854 nt
Organism: Triticum aestivum (bread wheat)
Lineage: Eukaryota; Viridiplantae; Streptophyta; Magnoliopsida; Poales; Poaceae
Product: GDSL esterase/lipase At2g27360-like
Exons: 3
Coding region: 1-636 (211 amino acids)
Molecular function (GO): hydrolase activity, acting on ester bonds
Source: RefSeq, a predicted model, not a curated record
AUGGCGACCUCCGUCUUCUACUUCGGAGAGAUCGGAGUAAACGACUACAUCUUCGCGCUAUUCAGCAACCGCACAGCCGAAUUCGCGGCGAGCUUUGUGCCGGACAUCGUCGCCGUCACCCGUUCGGCGCUGAACGCCGUGGUCGCCGCCGGUGCAAGGACGGUGCUGGUGACGGGGAUGAUCCCGCUGGGGUGCGAGCCGGAGCUGCUCGCCCUCUUCCCCGGCGACGCGCACGGGGAGUCCGGCUGCAUCACGGGGUUCAACGAGAUCGCCCAGCUGCACAACCGCGCGCUCAACUGCAUGCUCCGCGAGCUCCGGCGGAGCCACCCCGGCACGACCCUCUUCUACGCGGACAUCUACAGCCCCAUCGCCAACCUCGUCGCGUCGCCCGGCAAAUACGGUUUCGGCGACAGGCCGUUGGCCGCGUUCUGCGGCGGCGGCGCUGGCCCGUACCACUUCGACAUGGCGGCGUUCUGCGGCACUUCGGACUCGACGGCGAGCUCCGACCCGUCCGAGUUCCUCUCGUGGGACGGCAUCCACUUCACCGACGCUGCCAACAGGUUCAUCGCCCAGGCGCUGCUCAGAGGAUUGUAUAACGCGUCGGCGAUGGCAGAGCCACAAACUGCACUGUUCUGACAUAAGACCGUGUCUGGAUUUUACUCCAAGCAGGAUUAUAUCUCUCGGUCGGACAUAAGCGUCUGUGACUGAUUUGUACUGUUCACGCCAUUUCUGUGAGAUCGACUCCCAUGUCGGCACCACCAGGAAGACGCUGACGCAACCCUUUCCAUGACAUGUCAUCAGCGAAAUAUAUGUGAUUUUUUGUUCUCUUUCUAAUAAAGGCUAUUGAUCUUGAA